AUGUUGUCGCUAUCUAGAUCCUUCACUUUCAUUGCUCUCUCUCUCGCCUUGAUGGUAGAAGUCAAAGGCCACGCUGUCGUUUCACCUGCUAUGGGUGUUGCAGGGGCACCCAUUCGGGCAGAUUCCCAGCGUACAGGGCGUAAACCCUGUGGAAAGGUGGAUAUUGCACAGAACCUCGAUAGCUCGCAGACGAUUACACCGAACGCUGAUGGGUCGAUAACUAUGACUAUCAAUAAUUUCAACCCUCUCCUUGACGGGUCCCGCAAGAUCCAAAAGGCUAGUAUAGAUGCGGAUGGUACAGGAAACUUUGCUACGCCUGUUACAAUAACCAAGAAUGGUGAACUUGCCCCAAAAACCCGUACCGGAAGCGAGCAGAUCACAGUCCAGAUGCCCGCUGGUAUGAAAUGCACUGGCGGUACCGCAGGUAAUCUUUGCGUCAUGUCGUUUACUACAGCCAGUGGUUUCGGGAACUGCGUAGUGGUUGCACAAGAUCCCAACGCCGGGGCUGCUGGAACUGGGGCAACGGGCGCGGCUGGUACAGCUACUGGUGCGACAGGUACUGGCACUGGUGCGACGGGCACGACAGGUACUGGAGCAACUGGUGCUGGUACUGGAACAACCGGCACGACAGGUACUGGUGCAACUGGUGCUGGUACUGGAACAACCGGCACGACUGGCACUGGCACCGGAACAACUGGCACUGGCGCUGGUACUGGAACAACCGGUACAGGUGAAACUGGUACCGGGGUCGGUGGUGCAACUGGAUCGACAGGUACUGGCGCAACUGGUGCUGGUGCUGGUGGUGCAACUGGAUCGACGGGUACUGGCGCAACUGGUGCUGGUGUUGGUGGUGCAACUGGAUCGACAGGUACUGGCGCAACUGGUGCUGGUGUCGGUGGUGCAACUGGAUCGACUGGAACUGGUACCGGGGUCGGUGGUACAACUGGAUCGACGGGCACUGGCGCGACAGGCAAUGUCCGAGCCGCAAUCGGAGGCUCUCGCGCUCCCCGUGCGUUGAUUCACGGAUUCAUAUAA
Marasmius oreades (fairy-ring Marasmius) is the source of this 1035-nucleotide messenger RNA. RefSeq lists its product as uncharacterized. The transcript is spliced from 5 exons. NCBI's taxonomy places the organism in Eukaryota, Fungi, Basidiomycota, Agaricomycetes, Agaricales, Marasmiaceae. The record is from RefSeq and is a predicted model, not a curated record. Bases 1 to 1035 code for a protein of 344 amino acids.